CGCACCCUGUAAAGAAAAACUGACGUGGAUUUUAACUCGGCUCGCCUCGUCGCUCUCGUAGAAAUUUAUUCUUGUGACAGAAACGGUACCCGUCCGCUGCCCUGCGAAUUCCAUUCCACGUCGAGACGUUCGCUAAACGAGGAACAAGAGUUUCUGUCGGGAAUUUCAUUCAUUGAAUCCCGAUUUUCGUUCUUCCUUCAAACCUUCUCAACGCACAACUCGCCUAACUAAAAAUGCGGCUCGCCGCUACCGUGGUUUGUUUGGCAGUGGCCCUGGCGGCCUCAGUUUCGGCCCUAAAACCGGACGAAUGUGAAGUUUGCAUCAAGGUUGUCCAGAGAUUUGCAGACUCAUUGUCCGACAAAACAAAAAAAGACACUCAAGCAAUUGAAAGAGAGUUCAAAUCGUACUGCAAGGAUCUGAGAGGAAAAGAAAACAGAUUCUGUUACUACCUGGGAGGCCUUGAGGAGUCUGCAACGGGAAUUCUUGGCGAGCUGUCAAAGCCCCUUUCCUGGUCUAUGCCUGCAGAGAAAAUCUGCGAAAAGCUCAAGAAGAAGGACGUCCAAAUCUGCGACUUGCGCUAUGACAAGACAAUUGAUCUGAAGACUGUGGACCUGAAAAAGCUGAAGGUGCGUGAUCUGAAGAAGAUUUUGAAUGACUGGGACGAGGAGUGCGACGGCUGCUUGGAAAAAACCGACUUCAUCAAGAGGAUAGAAGAGCUCAAACCAAAGUACAUGAGAGAAGACUUGUGAUCGGUUUUCCCAAGACUGCUGAACCUGAGUAACUGGCUGCUUGAUUGGGCGUUUGUUUGAAUGGAGUGUCUAUUUUUCCUCUCUUGUCCUCGUUUUUAAUUUAUUCUCAUCAAAUAAUGUGUUAGGGAAACAGAUCAAUUAAAGCGCAAGUCAAUCCUAGAAUGAUCCAGAACUUGUGGAGAUGCUGGGCAUUAAUCUUUAUCUCUAUUGUUCACUUGAUAGAAUUAAUGUGACAGACAGAACUUGACCAAAAAACUUUACCCUGGCCAAACAGACAAAAAGAGUUGUUUAUCCGUGUGUUGUAUUCAUGCCGUCAUUUUGUUAUUAAAUGCAAGAAUAAUAAAGCGAAUUUCUAGGACA
Molecule: messenger RNA, 1109 nt
Organism: Cloeon dipterum
Lineage: Eukaryota; Metazoa; Arthropoda; Insecta; Ephemeroptera; Baetidae
Gene: Manf
Product: mesencephalic astrocyte-derived neurotrophic factor
Exons: 4
Coding region: 234-749 (171 amino acids)
Biological process (GO): dopaminergic neuron differentiation; neuron projection development
Cellular component (GO): endoplasmic reticulum
Molecular function (GO): calcium ion binding
Source: RefSeq, a predicted model, not a curated record